AUGCUUGUCCAACAGAUCCAAGGCCAACUGGCCGCCGUGGCAGCCGUGGCCGCUGGGUGGUUCACAUUCCUUCAAGCGCGGCCAUUGGAGGUGCUGUUCGGUGGUAUGGUGGUGCUGGCUGUUUGUCGACUUCUUCUCACCGUCCGAACCCGGUUCUUCCAUCUCUCGUCCAUUCCCGGCCCGUGGUGGGCGGCAUAUACGCGGCUAUGGCUUUGCAAGACCAUUGCGUCGGGCGACUCGGCCAAGAUCUUUACGGAUAUCAACAAGAGAUAUGGCCCCCUUGCCCGUAUAGGACCCAACCAUCUGAUCACCGACGACCCCGACGUGACCAGACGUAUCCUGGCGGCCCGGUCUCACUAUACGCGUGGGCCGUGGUUUGAUGCCAUCAAGAUCGACCCGCACGUUCCCAACAUUGUAUCGGAGCGACAUACCGGCAAGCACAAUCAUCUCCGGCACCGCAUGUCGGCAGGGUACACGGGCAAAGAAAUCCAGGGCACCGAGGAGAUCAUCGACGAACGCAUCCUCGACUUCUGCCAAAAGAUCAACCAGCGAUGGUGUUCGGACGCGGCAGAAACCCGAGCCUUCGACAUUGGCCGGCGUAUCCAGUACCUCGCGGUCGACUCGAUCACGCACCUGUGCUUCGGGGCCCCGCUGGGCUUCAUGGACCAAGACCGGGACGUGCAUGACUUCCUCUACACCAUCGAGAGCCAGCUGCCGAUCGUGCAGCACUUUUCCGUCAUCACCGAGAUCAACACCCUGUUGGAGCGGCUCACCCGCAUUCCCUGGUUCAGAUCUCUCCUGCUUCCGUCGGCGGCCGACCAAAUCGGCAUCGGCCGCAUCAUGGGGAUCUCGAAGAAGGUGGUGGACGAGCGCUUCCUGCCGACUUCGCCGCCGCGCAACGACAUGUUGGGUUCGUUUAUCAGACACGGGCUGAAUGCGAAGGAAGCCGAAGCGGAAAUCUCGAUAUCUCUAGUCGCAGGUUCCGACACCACAGCCACGUCGAUGCGAGCCACCCUCCUAGCCAUCAUCACCCACCCCGUGGUCUACGCCAAACUCCAAGCCGAGAUCGACGCCAACAUCCGCGCCGGCCGCAUCUCCAGCCCGAUCCGCGACCAAGAAGCCCGCGACCUGCCGUACCUCCAGGCCUGCAUCGCCGAAGGGCUCCGACGCUUUCCUCCCAUCACGCAGCUGCGCGAACGCGAGGUGCCUCCGGAGGGCGACGUGAUCCACGGCCACGCCAUCCCCGGCGGCACCUUCAUCGGCCUGAACGCCUGGGGAUUGCAGCUGGACCCGGUGUACGGCGACGACGCCGACGUGUUCCGUCCCGAACGCUGGCUCGAGGCCGAGGCUGACCCGGACCGUCUGCGUCGCAUGCACGACGUGCACGAGUUGAUCUUUGGCUAUGGCAAUACGCGGUGUUUGGGCAUUCGUAUUGCCACCAUGAAUCUGAACAAGAUUUUUGUCGAGCUUCUCCGUCGAUUCGACAUCUCCGUAUUACGACCACACCGACCAUGGCGGAGUAUUUGCUAUGGUAUUUUCUUCCAGAAGGACUUUGAGGUCAGGGUAUCGAAGAGGCAGGGACAGGUGAAAUGA
Molecule: messenger RNA, 1593 nt
Organism: Capronia epimyces CBS 606.96
Lineage: Eukaryota; Fungi; Ascomycota; Eurotiomycetes; Chaetothyriales; Herpotrichiellaceae
Exons: 6
Coding region: 1-1593 (530 amino acids)
Molecular function (GO): iron ion binding; heme binding; oxidoreductase activity, acting on paired donors, with incorporation or reduction of molecular oxygen
Source: RefSeq, a predicted model, not a curated record